AUGUCCAUUCUGCCCACGCUGCCUGGCCUGCUUUCAAAGCUGCGGAGCCACCAUCUAAACGGACUGGCGAGGCUGUUGGCACAGGACCAAUUCUGCCCAGAUUGGGGCAUGCUGAUCCGAGACUUUUCGACUGUGAGCCACUUGCAGGCAGGAGGGGUUCUGCGCCCAGCGUACUGCAUCGGCAAUGUGCCUGUUCUGUGCGCAUCGCAGAUGGCACUGCCAACUCUGCCCAAACAACCAUGGUGCAUGGUCUCCCUGGCGAGCAUGUAUGCUGCUGAAGAACAGGCCACGGCUUACGACAGACUCCGCUCCUGCAACUCCCUGGAGGAGCUGCAGUCCAUAAUCUACGAAUUCGGACCCUACAUGCACAUCAGCGAGGUUGUGUCCACCUUCACAACCCUCAAGCGCUUUGACACCCCAGCUCCCCAGGACUUCAUCAAACGACUGAUCGACCAGGCGCUCGAGCAAGCGCCAAUGGCCCGCCCCAAGCAUGUGGCAGCCAUCUUCCACGCCUGUGCCAAACUGAGCUAUGUGGACUUCCGGCUGUUCGAGGCGCUGGCGCAGCAGGCGUUCCUGCCCUUCCAGAUCGAGGCGUUCAACCACGGGCAGGUGGCCACAACGAUAUACUCUCUGGGCACACUGCAGAAGCUGGUGCAGGAGCGGGGGCCAGGUUGGGAGGGGCACAGGCAGGGGGAAGAUUGGCCCAGGGGGCCCGGAGAGCCUGUUGUGAAGCCGGGGGACCCCGCCCGGAGGCCUGAGACCAGGCCGGAGGGGAGGCUGUUCAGCAGGCAGGAUGAUCUGGUGGCGCUGCUCACGGGCCGGUUCCUGACUAUCUCAGAAUACGACGAGGUGAACGCAUGGCACGUGUCCAACAUGGUGUAUGGCUUGUCCCACCUGCGCUUCCGCAACGAGGGCCUCCUUACACAACUCGGCAAGCUCAUCGUGGCCUCCAGCCUGCGCGAUGGCUACACCAGCCAGGGCCUGGCCACCAUCGUCACCGGCUACGGCCAGUUCAGGUUCAGGGAUGACCGAGUGCUGGACACCCUGAUGGAGGAUGCAAUCCGGCCGGCUCGAAUCGGCGAUUUCACCGAGCAGGCACUGUCGGGCAUGCUGCACGCCCUGGUGGUGGUGGGCUACCGCAACGACGAGCUAGUGCUGCCAUUUUUGAAUGAGAUGAUGAAGGAGCACAGGCUGGGGAGGUACUCCCCCUGGGAGCUGUCCAACCUGUGGGAGGCGAUGGCGGAGCUCGGCGUGUCGGAGGGGAGCAUGCUGGAGGCACUGGCACGGGAGAUGUCCAAGCCUGAGCGCAUGGUGGGCCUGUCCAAAGUGUCUUUCCACACCGUGCUGUCAAGCAUGGUCAAGCUCGGAUACCGCCACGAGGCUUUCCUGCGCGAAUUCACCCUGGAGGCCAUCAAACCCCAGAGGCUGUCUGACAUGUCCAUCCGCGACAUCAUCGGCUACAUGGCGGCCAUCGGCGAGCUUGGAGUUCAGGACCACACAGGCUUGCAUGCUCUGGUGGCCAAAGUCAUCACCCACAUCGACACCCUGGAUGAGCGUGCCCUUGCCAGCCUGGUGUACGCCCUCGGCCAGUGCAAGUUCAAAGACAAGGAAUCCAUCAAAGUCGUGCUGGAUGCCAUUGGGCAGGAAGGCCGGUUGGCCCAGUUUUCAGAGUUUUCACUGAGCUGCUUGUGCUUUGGGUUGGCUCGGUUGGACGUCCAGGACAAGCAGACGGUUGAUGCCGUGGUGGAGGCGGUGGCAGACCCGAAGCGCCUGCCGCACUUCACAGACCACGGCCUUGCGGGGGUCAUAUACGGACUGGGCAAGCUCAAUGUGCGCGACAAGGCCAAGCGCUUCCAGGUGCUCCAAGAAGGGCUUAGGCCUGAAAGGCUGCCUCGGUACACCGAGAGGGGCCUGGCGAGCGUGCUGUAUGGUAUGUCAGAUGUGGGGGAAAUCGGAGAGGAUGAGGUGCGCUGCGUGGUGGAUGAGGUGAUGAAGCCUGAGAGGCUGGAGCGCUACUCUGAAAUAGGUCUGUCCAGCAUCAUCUUCAGCCUGGGGGAGUUGAGAUACACGGACAUGGGCGUGUUCCAGCAGCUGAUGAAGGAGGUGAUCAAGCCCGAGCACCUGGGCAAGUUUUCUGAGCACGGGCUGGGGGGCAUCGUCUACGGCCUGGGCCAGGCCAGGUUCGCUGACCCCUUCUACAUCAAGAUCCUGCUGAUAGAGGUGGCCGCCCCGCAGCGCCUGCGCCUCUUCAACACGCACGGCCUGGCGAGCGUGGUGUGGGGGAUGGGCAGCAUGGGCAUCGUCGACGACUUUGCCCUUGAGCGCAUCGUGGCAGAGAUCACCCGGCCAGGUCGCCUGUGCCAGUUCUCCAGCCACGAGGCCUCCAGGAUCUUGUAUGGGCUCGGCAACCUUGGCUACCGCAGCCCCCAGGUGGACGCCAUUGUGAACGAAUGGAUGCAGCCCCAGAUGGUGGCCCGCCUGUCGAACCAGGACCUGUCGAUGGUUGUGCACGGGAUGAUGCAGCUGGGACAGAGGGAGCCUGGCCUCGUGGACAUGCUCGCCACGGAGGUGAUGCUGCCUGGUCGGCUGGAUGGCGUGAGCGAACGUGGGUUGGUCAAUUUGAUCCAGGGAUUUGGCCGCAUGCUGCCCGGCAGGCACCCCGACCUGGGGCAGCUGCUGCUGGAGCGGGUUGCCCGCGCGGAGCACCUGCCCAACUUCAUGGCCUUCAUGCUGGGGGGGAUUAUCUACGCCCUGGGGCAGGUGGGCAUCCGCAAUCCUUCCACCCUCGAGCCUCUCAUCAUGGAGCUGUCCAAGCAUGAACGCCUCCGGGCGCUCAACCCCCACGGCUUCACCAACAUUCUCUUUGGCCUCGGACAGAUGAAGCCCCCCAGCAAGAAAAUCCUCCGGCGGCUGGUCCGGACGGUCGCCCUGCCGCACAAUGUGGGAUCCUUUUCGGCCCACGGCUUGGCGGGCAACCUGUUCUCGCUGGGCAACCUCGGGAUGGCAUCGGACAGUGUGGUGGGGCCGCUGCACGCGGAGCUGCUGAGGCCGGGCAGGCUGGACGGCUGCACGGAGCCAGACAUCACGAUGCUGCUGUACGCGUUCACGCAGAACAGGCCCAAGAACAUGGAGGUGAUAAAUGCUGUCGUGGCGGCAGCUGUGUCCAAGGGGCGCCUGGAGUUGUUCCAUGAGAAGGGCCUUGCCGGCAUCAUGUACGCCAUCGCCAACCUGAACGUGCGCGAGCCCUCCCUCCUGGAGCCCGUCCUGUCAGAGAUCAGGUCCCGCGUCUCAUCCUUUUCCGACCAGAACCUCCAGAACGUCAUCCACUCCGUGGGCCACCUGCGGUCCCCCAACCGCCUCCUCUUCGACGAUUUCGCCGCUGAGCUCCUGACCCGCCGAGACCUGGGCGCAUUCACGCCCAUGGGCCUGGCCAACGCUGUGCGGGCGAUGGGCCGCGUGGGCUACUCCAACGUGGCCCUCAUCGAGGCGCUGAUGGAUGAAGUCAUGCGCCGGGGGGCUGACUGGGAGGAGGGCCCCAUGACGUCGAUACUGUUCGGCAUGGCACAGCUGCACCACAGGGACCAGCGCUUUCUGAGCUUGGUGGACCAAGCGUUGGCCGAGCCUGGGCGUCUGGAAAGCUUCACAGAGAAGUCCCUGCUCAACGUCGUGCACUCGUACCACCGGCUUGGCCACGGCGGCCCUGCCACCGUGGCGAUGCUGACGAAAGAGCUGACGAAGAAGCACAGGAUGGCGGCAUUGAGCAACGCGCAGUUGGCCGGGGCGAUGAAUCACCUGGGAAAGAUCAUGCUGCGGUCCAGGGAGCGAGCGCCAUGA
This is a messenger RNA of Ostreobium quekettii, 3834 nucleotides long. The record is from the annotation of a GenBank genome assembly. Lineage: Eukaryota; Viridiplantae; Chlorophyta; Ulvophyceae; Bryopsidales; Ostreobiaceae.